CGAGACCCACAAUUUUAAACAACUCUCAAGUUACAGAUUUUGCACAUAUAUCUAGAAUUGAGGGUCUUUUUGACCGCUUCGAUUUCGACCACACCAUGUCCUUCCCACAAUUUCAAUCUCGGAGACAAUAUUUCCUACCUCGAUAAAACACACGAACAUCGAGACGUCCACUUGCAUAGCAUGUAAUGACCAUGCCAUCGCGCUAGAUUCUACUGAUUUCGCUGUGUCUUUUGCUGAGCAUCUACACCAGCUCGAGCUGCGAGCGUUUCAAGUCGGUAAUUGUUCGGUGUUAUGUUUUUACAAGGUCUGGCAGUCCGAACGACCACCUGCCCAUAUAUAAGAUUAUUGUAAGCAGCUCUCUUAUGAGUCAGAAGCCAGAACAACGAUCGGACGAACUUGCAAGCGAAUCAGUCAUGAACGAUCAGCUUCCAAUUUCUCUCUAGAAUUGCGAGGUCCUGGCUGAUGGGUGCGGGCAAAUUUCUCAGGUAGCUUCACCUUCAUUCAUGGUCUCAUGUCGCCCUAUCUCUGUCGAGCAUCGAGGGACGACGCGAUGAGCAACAGAGACUUGAAGGAUCUGUUACGGUCCCCGAGGUCUUCUGGGAGAUUCCCGACAGUGCGGGUCCGUCCGCCGUGGAGCGACUGCAAUUCGAGAGGCACAGAAUUCGAGCGACGUACAACUAGUGAUGGUCUGAUUGCUGAGCGAUGAAAUUUGAAUCUCCUCCGAAGACGAGGUGUAUGUACGAGUGCUCACUCAAUAGACAUUCGCAAACCUUCCUGCCUUCCCAAGGACCCUCGUGGCCGAACGGGGUUGCAUUGUCGACCAAGCGAAGCAAUUCCCCCCAUAUUUGGGGAAUAUCUCUCUGGCAGACAAAAGUGCAAACGGUGGUGGGACGGCCCAUGAUUCUACGAGCGCGACGAUCAAUCUCCAGAGAAGUAGUAGGAACAGAAGAAGGUGAAGUGCCACAGUCUUGACGUAAUGCAGCUGCUGCUGAAUUUAGUCACUGCGAGUUAUUUGCGGGUGGGCCCCAGAGAUCGAGAGGAAUUGAGGACUCAACAGGCCCAGCACCAUUCUCCAUCCUCUUGGACAGACAGACAGUAAUUCCAACCUGUAGCAGCCCGAGCCUACAACUGCAACUACAUAAACACUCGGGCUGCAAGUCUGCUGAUUGCGGACUCGCUAAAGCGGAUCUACCGACACUCGCAGUCCCCGCGAAAGAAGACAGCAGGCGAGAAAGAGAGGGAGGAAUUGCCAAGCUCGGAGCCCUUUUCGAGGAAGAAGCACAAGAAGAAGAAGAAGAAGCAGACGAAGAAGAAAACGUUUUGCAUCCAGAAAACGUGGCUGAAUACUGACUCACUGCCGCCAGUGUCAGUGCGAGCGCUAGAACCGAAACAGGCCUAGUUCGAUUCACAUGAUUUGAAUAAUCUCCUCUCCUCUUCCAACUCCUCGUCUCUUCUUCUUUCCGGAUUCAAGUCAAGUUAGAGAGAGAUAGAUUUGUAGACAAGACAACCGAUCGCUUUUACGCUCUCGCGUUUUACCGACGAUUGGAUUGGGAUGGCACGAGGCUAAAAUCUAUCUUGCCUUCGCCCCACCCCUACCCUCUCCUGUCGGUCUCCGUCCCUGCAUGCCUCUCGUCCUGCGUGCCGUGUCUGUGGCCGGGCGGUUUUGAGCUCGAUCGCCCCCGUGCUUUUGAAGACACAGACGUCAUAGAAAAGUAAAAGCAAGGAAAGCUGAGCUGUAAAUCUACUGGUCGGGAGAAUCGAGUGUGGCCAUCCACGAGUCAGCUGACAAUUGGGUGAAGCUCGAGCCGGAGAAAGCUCGUAGAGAUGAGGCGCGCUGGGAGUGAUACUUUUCUUCCGACGAUGGGCUCGGACUUCCGUGGCUUGUCUUGUCUUUCGUGUUUUGUCGCAGCUGAGAUCAGCAGAAGCAGCAGCAGCAGCUGCAACCUUUUGGGAGUUUGGGGUGAUCGAUGAGAGUAGGUCUAGGGAACGUUCACAGGCGUUUAGCUCGUAAGAACAGAACCGAGUCUAGGAGAUGAACAUCUUGUGAUGGGUAAUUUGCGGGAUGAUUUGGUCGGAGAUUGUUCUCCCUGCAGCUGCGCAUCUAGGAAUCGGAGUCGUCGCACUUUGAGGAUUUUAUAGGAUUGUAUCGAGGGAGAAUUUUCGAGGACAGAGGAAGAAAACUCUUCAGCUUGGCGAGAUCUGGUGAGCUAGAAGAGGCUGGCUUGACGACAUCUGGUAGAUGAUGUCGCUGGCUUGUGGAAUUCCUCUAUUAGAAUGUGUAUAUGUAGCCGGUUGUUUGAAAUGGGGGUGGAAGAGGUGCGCUUACAUAGGGGCCUUCGAUAGCGACAGCUGGGAUAUUGCCAAUUUUGAAGAUUUUGAGCCCGUUCCUCGAAUUUGCCGGAUUAUUUUGGCCGUUUACGAGGACGAUUUGAGGCAUCCGCAGUGGGCACCUGAGGGUGGGUAUGGAAUGAAGUUGGAAACGGUGGUGAAGAAAGUAAACUAUGAGGAAACGGAGGGAAAUGCCCCUCCUUACAUCAUUUACGUCGAUCAUGACAAUCAGGACAUCAUAUUGGCGAUUCGAGGCUUGAACAUGGGGAAGAACAGAGACUACAGGACACUGCUGAAUAAUAGGCUUGGGCGAGAAAUGUUCGAUGGAGGGUAUGUGCACCACGGGCUACUCAAGUCUGCUGCCUGGCUGCUUAACAAGGAGUCUGCCACCCUCGUCGAGCAAAUCGAGAAGUACCCAUCGUACACUGUUACUUUCGCUGGUCACUCCCUGGGAUCAGGAAUCGCCGCCUUGAUGACUCUUGUCGUGGCAAAGAACAGAAGUGCUCUGGGGAACAUCCCCAGGGAACAGCUGCGGUGCUUCAGCAUUGCCCCAGCUCGGUGUAUGUCUCUAAAUCUGGCUGUACAAUAUGCAGACAUCAUUCAGUCUGUAGUUUUGCAGGAUGAUUUUCUUCCCAGGACUGCAACACCACUGCAAGACAUUUUUGGUGCUAUUUUUUGUUUGCCAUGCGUGAUGUGUUGUAGAUGUAUGAUAGAUACCUGCACGUCAGAGAAGAAGAAGCUGAAGGACCCAAGAAGACUGUACGCACCAGGAAGGAUGUAUCAUAUUGUUGAGAGAAGAUUUUGCAGCUGUGGCAGGUUCCCACCUGAGGUGAGAGCGAGCGUACCUGUUGAUGGGCGAUUCGAGCACAUUGUCCUGUCAUGUAAUGCGACUUCUGACCAUUCCAUUAUAGAGAUCGAACGAGAAUCUCGAAAAGCUCUUGAGAUACUGAAGGAGAGCCUUAUGGAGGUGCCAUCGACUCAGAAAAUGCAGAGACAGCAAAGUAUCGCGCAGGGUCAUAAGGAUCAGUAUAAGGCCGCCUUAGAAAGAGCAGUCACGCUCAAAGUUCCGCAUGCGUUUUCACCAUCAGAUGAUACGAUCGAAGAGGGAGAGACAGAUGAAAACGCCAUCCUGAUUGAUGAGAACGGCAACCCAGUGCCUCCGAAGGCAGAGGAGAAUCCUGUAGACAGUGGAACUGCAAAAAAGACCACCAACUGGAACGUUCUUGUUGAUCGGCUUUUCCAUACGAGAAUGGGGAAAGAUUCUUCUACGAGCAGCGGAGAGCAGGUUAUAAUCGAGCUGAAAAGAGAAGAGCAAAGAUCCAGCUCUUCGAAGGAGGAGAAAGUGAACGGUAAAAGUUGAAUGGACAACGAGUCGUGCUGCCGAGGCUUACCAGUGAAAGGACGAAACAAAGCGUAUCUUCUGGCGCAUCUGCCUCUUAACCUCGAGUGCCUAAGAUUUCAAAUACCAAACCUUUAGUGUUCGAUUUUUGUGCUCAUUUAUGCCUGCAAUUCCUACAUUAUCGUUGCCAGGACUUCGAUUUAUGAGCUGCAAAGCUUCUGACUGGUGGAUACUGUAUCAUACUGCAUAUAUGCUUUUCCAUAUCAUGAUCAACGCGUUUGUGUAGGAUACUAUCGAUUGAUAUCUAUCGAAGAGAAUCAAGCUGAGUUCCCUGAUGGAAGUGAAACGUGAAGUUGAUGAAAUUUUUUUAAGUACAUCAAGUUGGAGCUCAUGGAGCAAGUGGUGCAAGCCUGAAUUCAACUGCUUGUUACUCUGACAUUUGUACUCAUUUUAUUUCUGAAAUUGGAAAUUUGAGUUUGCCGACGCGC
This is a messenger RNA of Marchantia polymorpha subsp. ruderalis, 4155 nucleotides long. The record is from the annotation of a GenBank genome assembly. NCBI's taxonomy places the organism in Eukaryota, Viridiplantae, Streptophyta, Marchantiopsida, Marchantiales, Marchantiaceae.